AUGGACCCCACCACCCUCGUCACUUUCUUGUUCCGCGCUCCGCCAGAAGUCAGGACUGUCGAACUGAUCGGGUCUUGGGACAACUUCAACCAGCCAUAUCGAAUGCACCACGACCGUCGACGUGGUCAUGGCUUCUGGUCGGGAUGCUUCAAGUUCGACAACAUCAUCUUCGACGGCGAGCACAUGCAAUGGACCAAGCCGCGCAAUGGAGGGCUGAAGCAGGGCGGCACCUACUGGUAUUACUACCGUCUGAACUACGACAUCGAUGCCUUUGACGAUAGGCAACCUCAUACCACGGCGUGUCCACUCUUACCAGGCCAGAAUGUCAAUGUCAUUGACGUACCGAUUGAGAUCCAGGAAGUCCCGAGUCGGUGUCGCAGUGCAUACGGAGAUAUUAUUGGUACUCUGGUGGACCAUGAAGUUCAACAGACCUUGGACCCUGGGAGCAAGCUCGCUCCUGUCGUUCCUCCACCAAUAUCAAAGGUGCACUCACGAUGUCGGACGGAGGAACCACUGGACGGCAGGCUACAACGGGAUCAACAGCCACUCAUUGUCGUCGAGGACGCUGUCUCGCCAAUAUCAUCGUCGUGCUCACCGCGAGCCCGGCCUGUCUCGAAGCAAAGCAAGGCUUCCAAAAAGAAUGGAGAUGUCUCUCGAGCCAGUUCAGUCUAUUCCCAACGAAGCGCACUUUCCGCACCUGUCAGUGCGUUGUCGCCUUCUGAAGCCGAGGAUGCUGCAGUCGACCACAAGGACUUCGCCAAGGACCUGUUCCCGUACCCCAGUGUACUAGGAGCGGCACCGAUCGGAUCGCUUGAAGUCCUGGGUGCAGCAUUGUUCAAAUCCUCGGACAAGCUGCCUAUACCCUUCCAGGAGCCACCGCCCAUACCAGACGAACCAAUAAGGCAACACAGGAGGAAGCCAUCCGACAUCAGCUUGGGCCCAGACUCUGUACAAAACGUCCAAUUCUACGGCUCAAGACCUGGUACCAACCUCACCCAAGAUCCCGAACAACACCGUCCGCGAAUGUACUCUCUCCCCAACCUCGAAAUCCGCGACUACCAAGACAACAAUGGCCCACCGAGCUCACCCAACUCUUCCAUCUACUCCCCCCGCGAAUCCGAAGAUGUCGACGAAAACCUCACCCCAGGCGACUACACCGCCUCGAUCGACAUGACCUCCCCCACCUUCUCCGCCGCCACCAUCAGCACCGGCGGCGAAAACACCCCCUUCCGCCUUUCCGCCCAAAACUCUUACGCUGGCAGCACACAUGUGCCCCCGGACGCCGAACCCGACACCCACAACCUCGGCGCCAUCGCAGACCGUCUCCGGUCCCUCGACCGCACGGCCUCUGAAACGACCCUCCACCUCUCGACCGCCCACGAACACCCCCUGAGCAGCAGGAGGUUGAGCCCGGGGUUUGUAAAUUACUCCCUGCCGACGAUCGCUUCCGCCAGCGAGCACUCCCUGGCGAAGACGGCGUCGAACCCCAGCGCGCCGAGAUCUUCUGCGAGGGAAGGGGGGGAGUUUGGGGUGUCAUCGUCGACGACGAUGCCCGCGGUGUUUAGUGCGGGUGAGGGCGAGGGGAGGAGUAUGGCGGAGGAUAUCUUUUCGGAGUUGGGCUUUUAG
This is a messenger RNA of Zasmidium cellare ATCC 36951, 1626 nucleotides long. RefSeq lists its product as uncharacterized. Lineage: Eukaryota; Fungi; Ascomycota; Dothideomycetes; Mycosphaerellales; Mycosphaerellaceae. The record is from RefSeq and is a predicted model, not a curated record. Bases 1 to 1626 code for a protein of 541 amino acids. The transcript has a single exon.